Messenger RNA from Euleptes europaea (tarantolino), 1112 nucleotides. RefSeq names its product parkin coregulated (gene PACRG). The record is from RefSeq and is a predicted model, not a curated record. The coding region runs from base 29 to 784 and encodes 251 amino acids. Gene Ontology annotation, molecular function: Hsp70 protein binding; Hsp90 protein binding. Gene Ontology annotation, cellular component: neuron projection; vesicle; cytosol. The transcript is spliced from 5 exons. Lineage: Eukaryota; Metazoa; Chordata; Lepidosauria; Squamata; Sphaerodactylidae.
ACCCCUCCUCUAUCAACCCCCUGAAAAGAUGGUGGCGGAGAAAGAGGGUUGCUGCCCUUCCAAAGGCAGACCCCCACAAUUUCAGGAGCCGCUGCGGCAAGAAAAAAGACAUAGGAAGCAGGUCAGCGAUGGAUUCACCAUCAAAGCCAUGAUGAAAAACACAGUGGUGAAAGGUCCUCCAGCUGCAGGAGCAUUUAAAGAAAGACCAACAAAGCCCACAGCCUUUCGCAAGUUUUAUGAGCGAGGUGACUUCCCCAUUGCCCUUGAGCACGAUUCAAGAGGAAACAAAAUAGCCUGGAAGGUGGAGAUAGAGAAGUUGGACUAUCAUCACUAUUUACCACUGUUUUUCGAUGGCUUAUGCGAGAUGCAGUUUCCCUACGAGUUCUUUGCUCGGCAAGGCAUCCAUGAUAUGCUAGAACAUGGGGGGAGCAAGAUUCUUCCAGUCAUUCCUCAGCUCAUUAUCCCAAUAAAAAAUGCGCUGAACCUUCGAAACCGACAGGUCAUCUGCAUCACGCUCAAAGUCCUGCAGCACCUGGUUGUGUCAGCUGAUAUGGUGGGGGAGGCCUUAGUGCCCUAUUAUCGUCAGAUUCUCCCCAUUUUAAACAUCUUUAAGAAUAUGAAUGUUAAUUCAGGAGACGGCAUUGACUACAGCCAGCAGAAGCGUGAAAAUAUCGGAGACUUGAUCCAAGAGACACUGGAAGCCUUUGAACGCUACGGUGGUGAAGACGCCUACAUAAAUAUUAAAUACAUGGUCCCAACUUAUCAGUCGUGCUUGUUGAACUAACAAAUGGGAUAGGGGUGUCAGAAAAGCGAUGCUGUUUGUGUUCUCCAGCUCUGUCUAAUGUUUUGUUACUCAUUCUCCACGGCUACUAAAACCGUGGUUCCUGGACCCUUAGACUGCUUCGUGCUAUCGGGAACCAGUCUGUCCAAUACAUAAAUAGUGUCUGUUUCGUAGAUUACAAUGGUGUACUGUGCUUAUUUGUUCUGUGAAAGAAUUGCUCCUUUAUCACAAAUGCUAAGCGGAGCAGGAGUCAGUCAAACCUUCCGUUGUAUGGACAAUAAAACUAUAAUUUUCAUACGCAAUUCGGCAAUCGCUCUUCUGUGUCCGCCUG